Molecule: messenger RNA, 3766 nt
Organism: Chara braunii
Lineage: Eukaryota; Viridiplantae; Streptophyta; Charophyceae; Charales; Characeae
Source: the annotation of a GenBank genome assembly
UCGCUCAUAGUACUUUCUGACAUACCUCACUCAUAACAGAUCGACAGAUAUAAAAAAAAUAAAUAAAAAGGAAGUAGUCCUCUUUUAUUUUUUUUAUUUUUUAUCUGUUGAUUAGGGCCGGGAGGAAAGUAUUGUUGGGUUGGUUACCUACCUGCGUUUUCCCUCCCACCCACCCCUUUGCAUGCAUUCCGGUUCGGUACAGUGCCACGUCAGCAGUGCCACAUCAGCAGUGCCAUGUCAGCAGUGCCAUGUCAGCAGUGCCACGUCAGCAGUGCCACGUCAGCAGUGCCACGUCAGCAGUGCCACGUCAGCAGUGCCACGUCAGCAGUGCCACGUCAGACAGUGCCACAUCAGCUGUGCAACAUCAGCAGUGCCACGUCAGCAGUGCCACGUCAGACACAGUGCCACAUCAGCAGUGCCACGUCAGACACAGUGCCAUGUCAGCAGUGCCACGUCAGCAACAGUGCCACGUCAGCAGUGCCACGUCAGCAACAGUGCCACGUCAGCAACAGUGCCACGUCAGCAAUGCCACGUCAGCAGUACCACGUCAGUCACAGUGCCACGUAAGCAGUGCCACGUCAGCAGUGCCACGUCAGCAGUGCCCCGCCACCAUGACGGGGGCAGCUCUGGGCAUGCCAGGCCAACUGGCCAACGAGUCCCUUGCCGACUACAAACCGCGGUUCCAGGCUCAGAUUGCAGUGAUCGAGCUUGAGGAACAACGCCAGCUAGCAGCCGAGGCUGCCCGCCUACAGGCUGAAGCAGUGGCAACAGCUGAGAAGCAGCGGCUACAGGCCGAAGCAGACACAGAUACCCUGGCACGCCGCAAGGAGGCCAAGGAUCUGCUGCAGCGGCAUGAAACCGCCAGCAUCGAAAGACUCAAGUUCUGGCACUUUGAACCGUCCAAAGGCGACGACGCGACACCGGAGGAGCUGCACAAGGAGUUCAUGGCCAAACUCGUGACCAGACUGGUUUACACUUGUAACCACCUGCAAUCCGAGCUGGUGAACCUCCAGCGGGCCGUGCGGAACCAUAAGGCUCAGCACGAGGAUGCCACACGGGCACUUGACGCCCGUGUACAGGACUUGGAACAAGUUCCACCAAGACCGGAGGCUGGUGAAUCCAGCAGCGCCCCAUCGGCCCGCCAACUGGAGGAACGCGUUGACCACGUAGUGGCAAUGCUAGGAGAUACCAGUGUCUUCGCAGCGCCGGCCACCAUCAGCCAGCGGUUUGAUGUGUUGGACACCAAGAUCAGUCAGCAACAGCAGACUGACCACAGCAACAACAACAACUCGGCGAAGCCAUACAAGAUGCCGACGUUCCGGAUCGAAAAGUUUGAUGACUAUACUCAUCAAGACCCGGUCGUCUGGUGGCAAGGAUUUACAACGGAGUUGGGGAUUCACGAGGUCCCCAACCAUCUGUUCAUCAACGCGCUGUUCAUCAACACCAAGGGCGGCUGUCAGAUCUGGCUCAGCCACAUGGCAAUCGUCCACGGCGUCCAGAUUUCAGACCUGUACAAGAAGGUCUCCUUGGAAGACAUGACGAAGGAAUGGAAGAAGCGGUUCAUCGUCGACGAUGCCCCGACGCUCACAAUCAACCGCAUCUUCACAAUGACACAAGGCAAUACAGCAACACGUGACUGGCUCACGGAAUGGCAGAAGAUCGCGGCAACGCCCGAUCUCGACUUACCAUUUGCGCAUCUGCGCCGCGAGUUUUAUAACAGGUCAUGUGCUGCAUUGAGCCUUGCACUUGGUGAUCGCGAGCAGUAUACAACUUUCGCUGAGAUCAUUGACAAGGCGAGAGAGAUCAUCAAGACCAACAGGGCAGCUGCACAUGAGAAGUCAACGUGGCAGCCGACCUAUGUGGAGAAGGUAAAGACUGGUCCGCGACCGCAGCACUUCGCUGCAGUCCAAUCGGACAGUGGAGAAGACCCAGCAGCCACUCCAGCAUCACGUGACGGAGAUCAGGAGGCUGUUGUCCAGCUGCGAAGCAACAACAAGUCCCGGAACAAUGGGAAGGCGAAACCAGCAUCGCAGGCCGGAAAUGGACAGCCAUCACCAUGGGUCAAGUUUAGCUUCACCGAGGCGGAGUACAAGUACCACAGCCGCUACGGCUGCUGCUACUGGUGCAACAGCACCAAACACAAGACCUCCCUUUGCCAGGAUCAUGCCAAGGAGGAUGUGCGACCCUCUUCGCCGCCAUCUAUCGUCGGGGAUUCGACGUCAUGGUCAAGAAUUGAAGAGCUCGACCCAUUGACGUUCAUGGACUUCCAAUGGAUGCCCGUUCCCUCGACCGGACAAUUGCCGAAACCGCAUUGCAACGUGCUCAUGGCACAAUUGCGGGAUUACUUGCACACUGCAGUACCGACUCCGUUGAUGGACGUCGGAGUAGAGGUUGUCGACCUUCACGCCUACAUUGCGAAGAUCGACCGUGAGUUCAAGACGCAACGGUACGACGACAUCGAUGCACCAUUGCUAUAUGUACGCAUUCAGAUCGGAGAAGCGACCUGCAGCGCUUUGAUCAAUUGCGGAGCAUCUCGCAACUACAUCAACCAGGACUUCAUGGUGCGCGUCGGCCUUGGCCCACGCGUCCGGAGGAAGUCCCAGCCUACGCAAGUCACAUUGGCGGACAAUCACACGCACAAGUCAAUCGACCGGUGCAUUGACAACGUCCCAGUGUACUUUGCCCCUCACGCAAGUGAGGAGGGGUCCUUUGACACCAAAUUUGACAUGAUCUUGGGCAUGUCAUGGCUGCGAAGCGAGGAUCAACCGGUGAACGUCUAUCACCGCACCGUUCACAUUCGUGAUCAGAACGGAGUACUAGUUCCAUGCAUGGUACCCCUUCCUCAUCCUUCGAUCAGCUGCCAUGUGGUAUCCGCCGCAAGCAUGCGAGCUUCCAUCAUCAGAGACGACAUCGAGGAGAUGGGGGUGUGUUUUCUCGACGCCCUCCCGCCCCAUGACGCUUCAUCGACGGACUCAUCUUCGGAUCCACGCAUCACUGAGCUUCUCGACGCCUACAGCGACGUGUUCGAAGGCCUGCACGGAGUAGUACCGGAUCGGCCCAUCCGCCACGAGAUUAUCCUCGAGGACGGGGCCGUACCUCCGCGCGGUUGCCUCUACCGAAUGAGCGAGGAAGAGUUAAGUGUGCUUCGGGCACAACUCGACGACCUUCUGGAGAAAGGCUGGAUUCGGCCUAGCUCAUCGCCAUACGGUGCUCCUGUUCUCUUCGUCUGGAAGAAGAACAAGGAUUUGCGGUUGUCCAUCGAUUAUCGCAAGCUCAACGCGCAGACGAUCAGAAAUGCCGGCCCUCUCCCACGAAUCGACGAUCUUCUCGAGCGACUGCGGGGCGCCAAGUUUUUCUCCAAGCAGGACCUCAAGUCAGGAUAUCACCAACUCGAGAUUCGCAAGGAGGACCGUUACAAGACCGCGUUUAAGACGCGCUAUGGGCAUUUCGAAUGGCUGGUUAUGCCAUUUGGCCUUACGAAUGCCCCGACCACUUUCCAAGCGACUAUGACAACGGAGUUCCGACACAUGCUGGAUAGAUACGUACUCAUCUACCUCGACGACAUCCUUGUGUACAGCUGGAGUUUGGACGAGCAUGUGGAACACUUGCGCACUGUUUUGGAGCGGCUACGACAAGCCAAGUACAAAGCCAACCUCGACAAGUGCGAAUUCGCGCGGCACGAGCUGGAGUACUUGGAAAGGCAUCCGUCCGCUUGCGGACAAGAUUGAGGCCCUACGAGUAUGGCAUCCGUCCGCUUGCGGACGAG